CUGCGGCAAGAGCUUCAAGACGGCGAUGGUCCUGGAGACCAACCGGCGGGCGCACACGGGUGAGAAGCCCUACACCUGCACCGACUGCGGCAAACGCUUCGCCAAGUCCAGCAACCUGCUGAGACACCAGCGCACCCACACCGGCGAGCGCCCCUACAGCUGCGCCCAAUGCGGCAAGGGCUUCACCUGCUCCUCCAACCUGCUGAUGCACAAGCACACCCACACCGGCGAGCGCCCCUACACCUGUGCCCAGUGCGGCAAGGACUUCACCCGCUCUGACUGCCUGCAGAAGCACCACCACACUCACACCGGCGAGCGCCCCUACACCUGUGCCCAGUGCGGCAAGGGCUUCACCUGCUCCUCCAACCUGCUGGUGCACAAGCGCACUCACACCGGCGAGCGCCCCUACACCUGUGCCCAGUGC
Messenger RNA from Amblyraja radiata (thorny skate), 424 nucleotides. RefSeq names its product zinc finger protein 239-like. Gene Ontology annotation, biological process: regulation of DNA-templated transcription. The record is from RefSeq and is a predicted model, not a curated record. The annotation marks the transcript as partial. NCBI's taxonomy places the organism in Eukaryota, Metazoa, Chordata, Chondrichthyes, Rajiformes, Rajidae. The transcript has 2 exons. Gene Ontology annotation, molecular function: DNA-binding transcription factor activity, RNA polymerase II-specific; RNA polymerase II cis-regulatory region sequence-specific DNA binding.